Juglans microcarpa x Juglans regia is the source of this 1881-nucleotide messenger RNA. RefSeq names its product myb-related protein 315-like. The record is from RefSeq and is a predicted model, not a curated record. NCBI's taxonomy places the organism in Eukaryota, Viridiplantae, Streptophyta, Magnoliopsida, Fagales, Juglandaceae. Bases 818 to 1618 code for a protein of 266 amino acids. The transcript is spliced from 3 exons.
AAAACAAGGGUCAGAAAGGAAAUCAAUUUCUGCAGAGAAGUCAUGCGAGUGAUUGAGUAUUUGCUAUGUCAUUCAUGUCAUGCUUAAUCAUCUCAGUUUGUAAGUACUGACCCUACAGUCUCACAGGGAGGACAUUGGUUCCUUGAUACUUCUAUUAAUGAACCAUGUCGUGUAGCCAAUGUGCUUGGAUUCAUUGAGUUUCUCGCUUCCAAAUGAAUCCACGGUCCGAAUUUUAUGUUACUUACAUGUUUGAUGAAAGGUAUCUAACUCUUUAAACUAAAAAAUGGGAAGAGUUGCCUCCAAACGACAAAAUUGGCCAGCCUUCAAACAAAAGAAGAGGAAAAACUGGCCAGCCUUUAGAGAAUCAACGAAUCUAAUCAAUUUUCUUGCUAUUAUUUAUUAUUUUGGCUCUGCAUAGAACAAAACCAAUGGGAGACUACUUUGGUAGCAAAAAUAUAGAAAAAUAAAAAAAGAAGUUUGUCAACGAGGACGACCCACGUCUGGUUCUUCUUUUCUGUGGUGUCUCUCAAAACGUGACCUUUUCCAUUGUCUCCAUAAGAGUGCUGGCCAAUAUAUAAUCAAAACCUUCAAUGCUUUAUUGGAAAUAAACUCAGAGUGGUUUUCCAUUCAAUCAUUAAUCUCCCUCCAUGAACAACAUCCUGCUCUUUUUUUUAAAUGUCUGAAUGACCUGGCAGCAUCUUUGCUUGGACCAGAAGCUCCUUUAUAUAAGCAAGCCUUUGAUUGCUGACCCGCAAUAGGCUGGCUCGGGGGUUUCCUCACUUUUGCUUGGUAGGAUCACAAGCUCCAGAGUUGUAAAAUGGGAAGGCAACCUUGUUGUGAUAAGAUUGGAUUGAAGAGAGGUCCAUGGACAAUUGAGGAAGAUCACAAGCUCAUGAACUUCAUCCUCAACAAUGGCAUCCACUGCUGGAGAAUGGUUCCUAAACUUGCAGGUUUGCUGAGAUGUGGGAAAAGUUGCAGAUUAAGAUGGAUAAAUUAUCUGAGGCCAGAUCUUAAGAGAGGUUGUUUCACUGAAAAUGAAGAGAAUGAAAUUAUUCAACUUCAUUCACGUCUGGGUAACAGGUGGUCUAAGAUUGCAGCACAUUUUCCUGGCCGCACAGACAAUGAAAUCAAGAACCAUUGGAAUACACGAAUCAAGAAGAGAUUAAAGCUCCUUAGCUUAGACCCUGUGACUCACGAGCCCAUUGAGCAAAAGGGAAUAAGUAGUGAUAAAAAUGAGACAGCAGUAGAGUCACGUUCAUCGAAAGGACAAGAGAAAAGCGAGGAAUUUAAGUCCAUGGAUAGUCAUGCCAAGAGAGAUUCUCUAGGAACAGAGGAGAAAAUGGAUGAAGUGAAGCUAAUCUUGGAUGAAACAAACGAUCUACUAAGCAGUUAUGACAUCAGGUGGGGAGGCUUGGAUUUUGGAUCAUGGAUGCAUCAAGAAACCAACACUAAAAGUUAUUAUAGCUUGGAAAAUUCUGUCAACCCUUCUAUGGGUGAAUCGUCCUCUAUUCAAGAAGAGUCUCUACAACAAUGGGUUGAAAGUGUGGAUUCCGUACUCUCUUGGGAUGGUUUCAAUUAUCUGGAACAGGAACUUUUCUUCUUGCAAAACAGCAAAUGAACACACUCCCAUCUGACCCCCCAAGUAUCUAUGGUUUCUUUUUGGAUGAAAAGUGUCUUAAUUAGUUUCUUGAACACCAGGCAAGAAAAUUGUUGGAAGAAGUAGUUAUUGUGAAGAUGAUUGUGAGUGACUUUCUAUGAAGUAAGAAACUGCAUGCCAGUCCUUCCAUUUCUUCUAAUGUUUGGUUCACGAUAUCGCAUCUGAUUCAUAUGGUGGAUUAAUGAUCUCAUGCAAAAAGUAAAUGCUCAAAACACUUGGAGACA